AUGUCUAGUUACGACAUGGAACGAACGUUUUCGACGUAUUUUGUCGUCGUCUUGAUGGUUGUCAUUGCGGUGGCAUUGGGAGAUCGACUGCAAUGUAAAGACCCUAAUGGCCAACCAAUCGACUGGUUCACGGCUAUUAAGCUGCCGAAUCUCAAGUCGGACUUGUCCGAUGGGACGGGUUACAUCUAUAUGGACGCCAAGAACCCGGAGUGGACUUACUCGACCGGGAUCACGACCGAAGAGUCAGCUGUUGGACACACAGUGGCGCAGAUGUACACAACCAACCCAACUUAUAACGAGUCAAUAAUGUGGGCCGUGUACAACGAUGCACCGACAAACGGUCCAGUGACGUUCUCAAAGGGCCAUACCAAAGGCAUGGUGGUGGCCAACAAUAGUUCGGGCUUGUGGCUGGUGCACAGCGUACCCAAGUUUCCACAGUUACCUUACCAGAACAACAACUCGUACACUUACCCCAAGACUGGAGUGUUGUACGGCCAAAGUUUUCUGUGUAUGUCGAUGUCGGCCGAGGAACUGGACAAGGUAGGCGAUCAGUUGAUCAACAACGAGGUGCUAAUGUACGGCAGUCACUUCGGGGGUGAUCUGAAAUCGACGUACCCAAGUCUGUACAACGCCACUCUGCCGCACCAUGUUCCCGGAGUGAAAAACGAUGGAGUCAGGGUACAGCCUCUUCAGUCUACUGGAGGAAUUGAGUUCUUGUCCAUUUCAAAAAACAGGCACUUUGGAAAAGAUUUAUAUGAAGACUUAAUCACACACAUGACAAAAUCCAAUGUGUACACAGAGACUUGGUUGAAUUCGGCGGAUAGGUUCAAUUCGUCAUGUUCCAGCAAAUACAAGGCUAUGAACAUUAAGUCGUUGGCCAUGAAGAACAUAAAGGGGCUGAAAAACGUGUCGUACAAUUCGGCUAAAGACCAUUCCAAAUGGGUUGUAACUGGGAAGAGAUCUAUACAUUGGACUUGCAUUGGCGACAUCAAUCGAAGUGAAAAACAGACAGAGCGUGGAGGUGGAACAGUAUGCAUACAAUCAUUACCAAUAUGGGAUCAAUAUAAACAACUAGUGUCAGAUAUUGAAAAGUGUAAAAUUUAG
Molecule: messenger RNA, 1104 nt
Organism: Macrosiphum euphorbiae (potato aphid)
Lineage: Eukaryota; Metazoa; Arthropoda; Insecta; Hemiptera; Aphididae
Source: the annotation of a GenBank genome assembly